Molecule: messenger RNA, 2033 nt
Organism: Gigantopelta aegis
Lineage: Eukaryota; Metazoa; Mollusca; Gastropoda; Neomphalida; Peltospiridae
Product: b(0,+)-type amino acid transporter 1-like
Exons: 13
Coding region: 50-1519 (489 amino acids)
Biological process (GO): amino acid transmembrane transport
Cellular component (GO): membrane
Molecular function (GO): L-amino acid transmembrane transporter activity
Source: RefSeq, a predicted model, not a curated record
CGUCUGUUUCAAGUCGAGCGAUAAACCUUUAUCUCGGACGACGUCGAGGAUGAAAGACAAAGAUCUCUCUGGCGGACAGAAGUCUGUUAACAAUGGCACGGUUAACGGUCAGGUGGUGAUGGAUCAAGAACCUCUACAGCUGAAGAGAAACAUCGGACUCGUCAGUGGGAUCGCAUACAUCGCCGGCAUGAUUAUAGGAUCAGGGAUCUGGAUAACUCCACAAGGCGUUCUGCAAAACACUGGCUCGGUGGGACUCAGUCUGAUACUGUGGUGUGUUGGCGGAGUGAUUGCCAUGUUCGGAAUGCUGACCUAUUGCGAACUCAUUUCGGUUAUACGGAAGGCCGGUGGCGACUACGCGAUAUUCUUCAAGACUCUAGGACGGGUUCCAGGUUUUCUCUUUAUAUGGACCGCCGAGAUCGCCAGGAACCCCUCGACCAGGGCGGUCCAGACCAUAACAUUCGCCACGUAUUUGUCGGAUUUCCUUGACGUCUGCGGGUCUCCGAUCGUCAUCAAGAAACUUAUCGGCGCUUCCGCUCUGAUACUGGUGUGUAUCGUCAACUGCUACAGCACGUUGCUGGGUGCCCGGGUACAGGUCAUCUUCACGACUAUCAAGGUGGCGGCUCUCUUCAUGAUCAUUAUCGGUGGGCUGGUCGCCAUAGCACAAGGUCAAGUUGCCGACCUACCUACAGGUUUCCAGGGAUCGAUAACCGCCCCGUCUAACAUAGCCCGUGCUCUACUGUCUGUUGGCUUCUCUUACGGCGGAUGGAACAACCUGAACUACGUAUUCGAGGAGGUGAAGAAUCCAAGGAGGAACAUCAUUCUGUCGGCGAUCCUGGGCACGAUACUGGUGACGUUCGUCUACAUCAUGACCAACCUGUCGUACCUCGCCCUCCUCACCAGGGCCGAGAUGUUCCAGUCGGAGGCCGUCGCUCUGACAUGGGGCCAGAAGAUGCUGGGACCGGCAGCGUUCAUAUUACCUCUGGCUGUGAUGAUCUCCACGCUUGGUUCCAUGAACGGAUCAUUGGGCACCCUCACCAGAGGACCAUUUGCAGCAGCGAGAGAUGGGAACUGGUUCGAUGUUCUGUGUUUCAUCAGUGUCAAGCGCUACACACCCAUGCCUUCAAUAGUGAUGCACGUAACAAUAGCUCUGAUUUUCCUCAUACAAGGCACAGUGACGUCUCUGAUUGGCUUUCUCAGUUUCUUCACCUGGGUGUUCUCAGGACUGGCAAGCAUCUGUUUAAUCAUACUGCGUUUCAAAGAGAAGGACUGCCCUGAACGAUUUAAGGUUCCCAUACUGAUUCCCAUUGUGUUUUUUCUGAUGUGUGUGUUUCUAAUAGUGGCCCCGAUUGUCCAGAAUCCACGGAUUGAGACCCUUUACGCGGCGCUGUUUGUAGUCAGUGGAGUCGUGGUGUAUAUUCCGGCCUUUCAUUUCAAGCUGAAGCCAAAGUUUCUUAAUAAAAUCGAGAUGUACAUCCAAAUGAUUUUCGAACUCGCACCAUCAUCCUAUGUGGAACAAUGAUAACCCGAUACCACCAGUAUUCCAAUAAACAGUGAAAAUAAUAUCUUAUGUGAACAUUCACCAUAGCUUUCGUCUACAGUGACACAAGCACACACAGCGAUGGACAUCCAUGACCAAACACACGCUCCAUGUAGGCUAUAUGCAGUAUAGCAAUUAACAUGUUUUAUAGCUGAGCUUGGGGUUGAGAUUAUGCCGUACUAGCACAUCACCCCUUAGGUCUAGUUGUAAAGUAAAUAACCAGAGUAUUGCUAAAUAUUAUACUGCACGUGUAUAUCCAAGUAAUCAAUGUACAUGUAUAUUCAAGUAAUCAAUGUAUGUUUAUAUUCACUAGGAUACUGUAACGAGUGUAUAUGUUUUGUAUGUUGUGAAAUAAAAGUCAAACACAUAGAGUGAUUCCACAUACAUGUACGUCCUAUACCGGCAAUCCACAUAUAUGUACACAAUAGUUAAAAAGUUAAAGUUUGUUUUGUUUAACGACACAACCAGAACACAUUGAUUUAUUAAUCAUCGGUUA